Lepus europaeus (European hare) is the source of this 1227-nucleotide messenger RNA. Its product is annotated as olfactory receptor 10A7-like. Gene Ontology annotation, biological process: G protein-coupled receptor signaling pathway. Gene Ontology annotation, molecular function: olfactory receptor activity; G protein-coupled receptor activity. The record is from RefSeq and is a predicted model, not a curated record. Gene Ontology annotation, cellular component: membrane. Lineage: Eukaryota; Metazoa; Chordata; Mammalia; Lagomorpha; Leporidae. The coding region runs from base 1 to 1227 and encodes 408 amino acids. The transcript has a single exon.
AUGGAUCAGAGAAACGCGCAGCGGCCAGGCCAGCAGAUGUGGUCACUGGACUUCGUCCCACGUCUCCAGGCCGUUCAGGGGCGCCCUACCCGGGUCACCAUCAGAUCUGCCAUUGCAUACGACCCCUCCCAGGCUCUCAGGCCCGCGCCAUGGCGCCACGGGCACAGGGCCAGGCAGGCGCAGUCCCCCGGCUCACCGGCCUCUCCCUCCGCGCCCUCCCGCAGGCUUCCUUCCUGCCGCGGCCAGGCGAGGCCCCCACGCGCCCCGGGCCCCAUGCCCGAGUCCUGGGCCAACGGGAGCCUGGCCGGCGACUUCGUGCUGCUGGGCUUCGCGCACGUGCCCGCGCUGCGGCCGCUGCUCGCGCCCCUCUUCCUGGCCAUGUUCCUGCUCACGCUGCUGGGCAACGCGCUCAUCGCGGCGCUCACCGGCCUGGACCCCGGGCUGCGGGCGCCCAUGUACUUCUUCCUGCGCCAGCUGGCGCUGCUGGAGCUCUGCUUCUCGCUGGACGUGGCGCCCCGCCUGCUGCUGACGCUGCUGCGGCCCGGGCGCGGCGUGGCCCCCGCCGCCUGCGCCCUGCAGCUGCUGCUGGUGCUGUCGUGCGUCACGUCCGAGUGCUUCCUCCUGACCGCCAUGGCCUGGGACCGCUACCUGGCCAUCUGCAGGCCCCUGCGCUAUGGCGCCAUCAUGAGCCCGCGGCUGUGCCGCCUGCUGGCCGCCGCCUGCUGGCUGGCGGGGGUGCCCGUGGCGCUGGUCUUCACCGUCUGGCUCUUCAGCUUCCCGUUCUGCGGGCCGCGCGGCAUCCGCCACUUCUUCUGUGACAUCGCCCCCCUGCUGAGCCUGGUGUGCGCGGACACCAGGGUCUUCGAGGGCUGUGUGUUGGUGGCCACAGUGUUGGUCAUCAUGGUGCCCUUCUGUCUGAUAGCCGCGUCCUACGUCCUGAUUCUGGCCACAGUCCUACAGAUGCCCUCGGCCACCGGGCGCCACAAGGCCCUGUCCACCUGUGCCUCCCACCUCAUCGUGGUGGUUCUGUUUUAUGGCACCACAGGGGUCAUCCACUUGCGACCCAAGGCCAGCUACUCCCCAGAGAGCAAGCAGGUGGUGUCGCUGUCCUACACGCUGGUGACGCCCAUGCUCAACCCCCUCAUCUACAGCCUGCGGAACAAGGAGGUGAAGGCAGCACUAGGGCGCGUGUGUUGUGGGCGCCAGUGGUUUGGACCCGGGAAGUGA